UUUGGACUUCAGUACCUCAUCGAUCGGCCAACAUGUCGGGUGCUGAUAACCAACGUCUGCCUCUCAAGGAGAAAUUCGAGCUGAUGCCCGAGACAUUGGGCGGCCAAUUUCGCAAGGAUUUCCCGCCUUACCUCGACGGACUCGUCAAAUCUUUCCCCCACCGAUACGUCACCACUCCGGAAUUUGCCAAAAAUGCCGAGGAUGUUUACAAUCUCAGUCCCAGGCCGGACGACGUCUACAUUUCGACUUUCCCAAAGUGCGGGACUACGUGGGUGCAGGAAUUAGUGUGGAUGGUCGUCAACGAUUGCGACUUUGAGAAAGGCAAGAAGGAGCAGCUGAGCAUCCGCUCGCCAUUUCUGGAGAUGAACUACAUGUUGCCAAUGAAACUGGCGGAGAAAUUCGAAAAGGAAGCCAUUUGCAGAAAGGCCAACUCACCGCUGGUCGACAAGAUCAUGGAGCUGCUCUGCUACUGGAACUUGAUGGACUGGCUCCGCCCUUUCAUCAGGAAAGCCAUCAGCUUAGUAUUGGGCGACUGCCUUCGCGAUCUGGAACAAAUCGAUCAAAUGGCCGGCCCGAGAAUUAUCAAAAGUCACUUGCCACUCUAUCUGUUGAACCCACAAGUCCUCAGCACCAGCAAGGUCGUUUACGUGGCCCGCAACCCCAAAGACGUCAUCGUCUCUUAUUAUCACUACCACCGGCUGCUGGAAUUCCAUCACUACACCGGCAACCUGGAAGCUUUCGCCGACUAUUUCAUGACGGAUAGAGUUUACAGUGCUCCGUUCUUCCCUCACUUGCUGGACGCCUGGAACAAACGGCACCAUCCCAACUUGCACUUUGUCUUUUACGAGGAUCUCAAACGGAAUCUCCGAGGGGAAAUCGUCAAGAUCAGUCAGUUCCUCGGCAAGAAGCUGAGCGACGAUCAAUUGACAAAGCUGACGGAGCAUCUGCGCUUCGACAAUUUCGCCAAAAACGAAACGGUCAACUGCGAAAUCGGCAAAGAGAUUGGAUUGAUGAAUAACUCGGGCCAUUUCAUCCGCAAAGGUAAAACCGGAGACUGGAAGAAUCAUUUCUCUCCGGAAUUGAACGAGCGGAUCGACGAGUGGAUGCGGAAGAAUUUGGAAAGCACCGAUUUGAGGUUCAUCACGGAGCUGGAGCAACAAGAUUAAAAAAACAAAACAAAAUAAUUGGCGCGGAAAAAAUAUGUGAAAAAUCCUUAUGCUGGUAUAUGGAUAUUUCGAGGGGACAUGCAGUUUUUUAUUUUUUUAUUUUUUAGAGGUGUGCAGUGCAUUUGCUAUAUCUCGUCAUAAUGUUUUUUUUAUCGUCUCACCUAUAUAUAAAUUGCGUAUCGGCGCAUUAUCUAUAUAGUUGACCCAUGCUGUUAUAUAACCUACUUUUAAAAUGCCCUUCUCUCCCUCUUUUACAAAAGAAGAAAAAUCAAUAACCGUUUUUGACCAAUUUCUUAUAGUGCCUCUUCAAUGACUAGCAUGUAGAUAGCCUCAAGGUACGACCUUAAUUCAUAUUCACUCGUUUCAAAUGUUCACAAUCAGACGACAUUUCGGCAUCAAGAAAUCAAAGGCAUUUAAAACUUCAUCAAAGGCUGAAAUAAUGUUAAAGAGAUUUUAUCGAUUGCAAUUUCAAUCUUUUCUUUUCGUGCGCCCUGUGUUUUUGAAACGACGACGCUGUGCUCAAUACAUUUUCUGUUCUAUCAUAA
Messenger RNA from Daphnia pulicaria, 1711 nucleotides. RefSeq names its product sulfotransferase 1A3-like. Gene Ontology annotation, cellular component: cytoplasm. The coding region runs from base 33 to 1166 and encodes 377 amino acids. The record is from RefSeq and is a predicted model, not a curated record. Gene Ontology annotation, molecular function: sulfotransferase activity. The transcript has 8 exons. Gene Ontology annotation, biological process: sulfation. Lineage: Eukaryota; Metazoa; Arthropoda; Branchiopoda; Diplostraca; Daphniidae.